GAACAAAAAAGGGCAAUCAAAAGGAAAAGCAGAUACAAUGGUGGCAUAAGGCAAGUCUUGUUAUUGCAGCAAAGAGAAAGUUUGGCAGUGAAGAGUAAGAGCAAGUAAAGCAAAUACAAUGGAGUGUUGGGGGUUUUAUCUCUUCUCCUUCCCACUUGAUGCAAAAGGCAAUUGUUUCUUACAAUCUUCACCAUAGAACACAUACAACUGCCCGAUUAUGAACUUCGAUUCAUUCCUAAGCUUUGUUUUUGCCGAAUGACAAAUGCAGAUUGAGAUAUGGCUUUAUCAUCCUACGCCAUGCCUACAAUUCCUUCCUCCUUUUGCUUUCUUUGCUUGUUUCAUUUCAACAAAUCCAACAAUGGGUUUCACCAAGACACCAAGAUUUACAAGGGUUUUGCUGGAAUGACAGCCCCUUCCAGCUCCGGCGGAAUGCGGGGCGGAAAUGGGCUUUUAAUUGGUUCGCUUUCGAGUCAGGCGGCUGAUUUUCUUAUCACUCCCCAUAGUUCUUUGAAUUGGAGAUUGAAUGCUCUCGGCAUUGACUCGACUACCAGCUCCCAAACUCGUACCCCCACCAUUCACGACAAAGGACCCAAUGGCACCGCCGCCACACUUGAAAUCCACGUUACUUGUUACCAGGAUCUUUUAAUGGAUGUGAGAGAUAAACUUCUAUUUGAACCACAUUAUGCUGGUAACAUGAAGGAAAACAUCCCACCUAAGUCUUCCAUUCGAAUUCCUUGGGCUUGGUUGCCAGGUGCUCUUUGCCUUCUUCAAGAGGUUGGAGAAGCCAAAAUGGUGCUUGACAUUGGACAGACAGUUGUCCAAUGUCCAAUGGCUAAGCCUUAUAUGCAUGACAUACUGCUCUCCAUGGUAUUAGCAGAGUGUGCAAUUGCAAAACUCGGUUUUGAGAAGAACAUGGUGUCUCAAGGAUUUGAAGCUCUUGCACGUGCUCAAUAUCUACUAAGAAGUCAAACAUCUCUUGGGAAACUAAAAUUGUUAUCUCAGAUUGAAGAAUCUUUGGAGGAACUUGCACCUGCUUGCACAUUGGAGUUGUUGGCUCUGCCUAACUUACCCAUGAAUGCUGAACGGAGAGCAGGAGCAAUUGCAGCACUACGUGAAUUGCUAAGACAAGGUCUUGACGUGGAAACAUCAUGCCAGGUUCAGGAUUGGCCAUGCUUCUUAAGCCAAGCUCUUGGUAGGUUAAUGGCUGCAGAAGUGGUUGAUCUUCUUCCAUGGGAUGAAUUAGCUCUUAUAAGAAAGAAUAAAAAAUCAAUCGAGUCACAGAAUCAAAGGGUCGUGGUUGAUUUUGAUUGCUUCUUUAUGGCUUUUAAAGCUCAUCUUGCCCUUGGGUUUUCAAGCAGGCAGACAGAGUUGAUUGAAAAAGCAAAAACUAUAUGUGAAUGUCUGAUAGCAUCAGAGGGUGUUGAUCUGAAACUUGAGGAGGCUUUUUGCGAUUUUCUUCUUGGUCAGUGCAGUGAUUCUGAGGUUUUUGAAAAGCUUCAACAGUCUAUUUUAAAUUCAAAACCAGCUAUGCCUACCCGAUCGUCAAAUUUAGCAAUGGAGAAAAAGCAUGCAGAGAACACAUACCAAUUGUUGGAAAUAUGGUUGAAGGAUACUGUACUUGGUGUCUUUAAAGAUACGAGGGAUUGCUCCCUGACACUGGUUAGUUUUCUCCGCGGUGAGAAGAAAAUGGAUGCAAAGAAGAAAAUUAACCAUUCUCAGCAGCAGAUUAUAGUUCCCACAAAUAACAGGCCCAUAUCCACUUCCUCUCUGUCAGAGUGGAGGGAUGUUGAGAACUCCUUCCUUAAUUCGAAUUCUUCCCAAAAUCUUGGGAAUAUCAUUAGACGUUUAACUCCUACUAACUUGCCAAGUCAAUUAGGAACGGGAAAAAAAAAGACUGAUGCCAACUCAUCAUCAGUUCAAUUGAAAAGGGACCUUCGCAUAAAGAGAUGGAAAAUUUCAGAAUUGUGGUUCGCCAGGGGCAGUCUUGUCGAUAAAAUGAAAGUUCUUGUCAUAAUUGGGUGUAUUAGUUUUGCUUCCUUCAAUCUAAUGAGCACGAUGAUAAAGAUGAAACCUUUUCCUACAUGGACCCCGCAUAAAGCAAGCCUGAAUACCAGCUCUGUUUUCAGCGAUGAGGGUCUGUCUCUAGAUAAUGUUAUAGUGCCUCCAAAUACGAAGAGCAAAGCAAAUCUUAGUAGUAGUCUUAAAAGGCUUUUGUCAAAGUUAAUGAGGAAGGGUAGGAACUUAGCAGGCACAAGUGAUAUGCUACUGUCAUCUGCAAUUACAGCUUCAAAUCAGAAGCUGAUGUUGGUUGAGGAAGCUGAAGCCCUUGUGAAGCAAUGGCAAACGAUUAAAGCUGAAGCUUUGGGACCUAACUAUCAAAUUUACAGGCUUGCUAAAAUUCUUGAUGGAACAAUGCUUUCCCAGUGGCAAGCUCUAGCUGAUGCCGCAAAAGCUAAAUCAUGCUAUUGGAGAUUUGUUUUGCUGCAAUUGUCUGUCCUACGAGCUGAACUUUUGUCAGAUAAGUUUGGAGCAAUGACAUUAGAAAUUGAGGUUCAUUUAGAGGAAGCAGCUGAGCUCGUCAAUGAAGCUGAACCAAAGAACCCAAGCUAUUAUAGCAAUUAUAAAGUUCGUUAUUUGGUGAAGAGGCAACAGGAUGGUUCUUGGAAGUUCUAUGAAGGUGAUAUACUAGUACCAACUUAGUAUAGACAUUCUUUUUUAAGACACAGAAUUUUUGCUCAUUUGGUCUCUGGAAAAAAGAAAAAGAAAAAGAUGUAAUGUUCUACACGGAUAACUCUGCACUAACACCAUGCCCAAGGGUUUGUAAUAUUUUAUGGAUCUAUGCCUCUGAAGUGUCUGCUUGUAAAGUAUUUGAUUCUUUGGUCGUUAAUAACAUUCAAGUUUAUGUUUAGUAUA
Molecule: messenger RNA, 2913 nt
Organism: Benincasa hispida (wax gourd)
Lineage: Eukaryota; Viridiplantae; Streptophyta; Magnoliopsida; Cucurbitales; Cucurbitaceae
Source: RefSeq, a predicted model, not a curated record